Messenger RNA from Fraxinus pennsylvanica, 1197 nucleotides. The record is from the annotation of a GenBank genome assembly. NCBI's taxonomy places the organism in Eukaryota, Viridiplantae, Streptophyta, Magnoliopsida, Lamiales, Oleaceae.
AUGCCAGUCUGUAACGUCAGCACAUACCAGAACGAGGUGGACGCAGCUAAUAACAAUGGGAUUCAGAUUUUUUAUAGAACAUAUGGCUGUGGCCCGGUUAAAGUCCUCUUGAUCAUAGGAUUGGCUGGGACACACGAUUCAUGGGGUCCACAGAUAAAGGCCCUAGCCGGAACGGUGACUCCUAACGACGAUGUAUCGCUGGCCGGUGAUCGGAGCAAUGGGAGUGGCGCCGCCGGUGGUAUAGAGGUGUGUGCCUUUGAUAAUCGUGGAAUGGGUCGAAGCUCCGUGCCCUCGAAAAAGUCGGAUUAUACGACAAAAGUUAUGGCAAAAGAUGCAAUAGCAGUAAUGGAUCACUUGGGUUGGGAAAAAGCCCAUGUCUUUGGCCAUUCAAUGGGAGCUAUGAUAGCUUGUAAGUUGGCUGCACUUGCACCUGAUAGAGUUUCGUCUUUGGCUUUGUUGAAUGUAACUGGUGGAGGUUAUGAAUGUAUACCGAAGCUCAAUUGUCGAACUUUGGCAAUUGCAAUCCGGUUUUUGAGGGCAAAAACUCCUGAGCAGAGGGCAGCUGUUGAUUUAGACACCCACUACACAAAGGAAUAUCUUGAAGGGUACAUUGGUCUUAAAAUGAGAAGAUCUAUAUUAUACGAAGAAUAUGUUAAAAACUUAUCAGCAACUGGUAUGCAGUCAACUAAUGGAUUUGAAGGUCAGAAAAAUGCAUGUUGGACACAUAAAAUGUCAAUAGAAGAGUUUGAAUCUAUCCGAGCUGCUGGAUUUCCUGUAUUAGUCCUUCACGGGAGACAUGACAUCAUUGCUCGGUUGAGCCAUGCGAAGAGGCUAGUGGAGAAAUUUUAUCCUUCUGCGAGAAUGGUUGAACUUCACGGUGGGCAUCUUGUGAGUCAUGAGAGAACUGAAGAGGUUAAUGAUGCUCUUCUUGAGUUGAUCAAGGCAUCAGAGAGUGCGAUAAGUUUAUAUAAUUGGACAAACUUGCCUAAGAAAAGCACUGGGUGUAAAGCUACUCGGAUAUCGUUUGGCAGUGCAGGAUGCGAGCGACAAAGUUGUUUUUCCUUCAUGGUCAACAUUGAAAAAAAGCUACGUAUUUUGCUAUUAUACUUUUUUGGUCAAUUCGAAUUGGCAUUCAAGCAUUUAUUUAGAGCCAUGAGGAUUCCAAAACCAGUCAAGGUAGAACCUGCUCUUUCAUAA